AAAACCCCUCAUGGAGAAUGCUUAAGCAGGAAUCAAUGACAUCACUGGGCACGAAACACUCUUGGAAAGAAGAAUUGCUAUCAGAGCAAUCUUACAUGAUAAAAGGCUCACGGAAAAGUUCUUCACUAGCUGCAUGCAUCAUAGAUUUUUUUCCUGUCCUUCCCUAAAAAUGUCCAAGCAACAGCCUGCUCAAUUUACCAAUCCAGAAACUCCUGGCUAUGUUGGAUUUGCAAACCUUCCCAAUCAGGUUCACCGAAAGUCUGUGAAAAAGGGGUUUGAAUUUACUCUGAUGGUGGUUGGUGAAUCUGGAUUAGGAAAAUCUACAUUAAUAAACAGCCUCUUCCUGACAGAUCUCUACCCAGAAAGGAUAAUCCCAGGAGCUGCUGAUAAGAUUGAACGCACUGUGCAGAUUGAAGCCUCAACAGUUGAAAUUGAAGAGAGGGGCGUGAAGCUGCGGCUCACGGUUGUGGAUACACCGGGAUAUGGGGAUGCCAUCAACUGUCGAGACUGUUUUAAGACCAUAAUCUCUUACAUUGAUGAGCAGUUUGAGCGAUACCUGCAUGAUGAGAGUGGAUUGAACAGAAGGCAUAUCAUAGAUAAUCGAGUUCAUUGCUGUUUCUAUUUCAUUUCACCAUUUGGUCAUGGCCUUAAGCCUCUGGAUGUUGAGUUUAUGAAGGCCAUACACAACAAAGUAAAUAUUGUGCCAGUGAUUGCAAAAGCUGAUACACUUUCUCUGAAGGAGCGAGAGAGACUAAAGAAAAGGAUUCUGGAUGAAAUAGAAGAGCAUGGCAUCAAGAUUUAUCACCUGCCUGAUGCUGAAUCAGAUGAAGAUGAAGAUUUUAAAGAGCAGACCAGACUCCUGAAGGCCAGCAUUCCAUUUUGUGUAGUGGGAUCCAAUCAACUCAUUGAAGCAAAAGGUAAAAAAGUUAGAGGUCGGCUCUACCCAUGGGGUGUAGUUGAAGUGGAGAAUCCAGAACAUAAUGACUUCCUGAAGCUGAGGACCAUGUUAAUUACCCAUAUGCAAGACCUUCAGGAGGUGACCCAGGAUCUUCACUAUGAGAACUUCCGCUCUGAGAGGCUCAAACGAGGCAACAGGAAAAUAGAAGAUGAAGAAGUAAAUAAAGACCAGAUUCUGCUUGAGAAGGAAGCAGAACUCCGUCGCAUGCAGGAGAUGAUUGCAAGAAUGCAGGCACAGAUGCAGAUGCAAAUGCAAAGUGGAGAAGGUGACAGCAGUGCAGUUCAUGGGCACCAUGUGUAAAGUCUUGGAUGAUUUUUAUCCCCUGACUCACAGGAUACCCUCUGGAGCUGGAUUGCAGUGGUGGAGGCAGAAAGGAUGCCUCUUGCUUCCAUGUGAUCUGGAGCUUGCUGUGGAGUUUAAUGUGGGACGGUUUUGUGGUAACAUCUUGUGAGAUGUUUUUCAUAACAUGUAGUCAGUUGGUAUUUUUAUAUAUUAUACACUUUCGACUUUCAUUUUCUUUAGCCCUUCUUUUCUUGAGGUUAUUUUAAAUUUCCUAUUAGGGACACAAAAUAGUAAUUGAAAGUUUUCCAGCCUGAUAAGUAUUAGAUAAUAAUAUUUUUUUAAUAUACCUUAUUAGCUCCCUGCUUUUAACUUUGUAUUCCAUUUAGAAAUGAACAACUGUCAGUGAUACCUUGUUCAGUGCCAGGUAACAGUUACUUCAUUAAGGUUGCUCCCCUGCAAGGUUAAUUUUAUAAAUAUUGCAGUGUUUACAUGUGUGUGUGAGACCAGCAGCCCUUUCUCUGUCUCUGCUCACAGCAGAGGAUUUUCUUGGCCUCUGCAAAAUAUCAAAUGAAAAUUCAAGUAUUGCUUGUGUCUCAGCAAAAGAAAAAAGAGGAAAUGCCUCUGUGAGAGGCACACUGUAUGUUACAUGACAGAUUUAACCUUGAGGGUUAUUAUUUUCCUAAAAUCUCUUACUCUAUUGCAGCUAAUUUUGAAUAGUUUCUUGUAGGUCAUCACAAAUCACUCCUGCUAUUUUCUGGCAUUAUUGUAGCCAAAUAAACUUGAAUAAGGCUGAUUUUAUUGUUGAGUGAGGUAAACUCCAAAGAAUAGUUUUCUAUGCAUGGGUUUUUUCAUAUAUCCAAGGGAUAAGAAAUUCUGUAAUUCCUAGUAAGUAUUUUCAUACUAUUUUUAGGGCAUUUAAAGCUGUUACAUGUAGUAAAAAUAUAUAUUAGCACACUUCUCUUUUUAAAAGUGACCUGUUCCUGACAGGAUCAGUGCAAACUGUAUUUUAAAUUCUUGCUCCAGGAUGGAGUCAGCACUAUUACUUCAGGAGAGACUCUGUUUUCUUUUAUUAGGCCAAGGUCACUUUCUUAAUCCUGGUAGCAAAGGAGGCUGUUUUUAGCUUGGCUGGGCUUGUGCUGCAGAUCUUGCCUCGUGUUGUAUUUGCAGCAAAUAAUCAAUGUAGCACACAACUGCCCAGGUGGUGGCUGACAGGGCAAGCAGUGACACACCCUGGGUUGUUUGCUGCUCCUGAUAAAGCCAGCAAUCAGAUUUCUUCAUCUGAUCUAUCACAAAACAUCCUUAUCUGAGCAGCUAAUAAACAAGUAGAAUUGCAACUUCAUUUGGCUCUUUGAGCUCAGGUGCAGCUGCGACUUUUAUAAUUUUGUUAAUGUUCCUGUGAAAAAAUAACAGAAUUUCUACAGGUAAUGUAUAAUUCCAGUGGUGCUUCAGUCGCUAGAUUAAAUAGAAACCUGUUAAACAACUGAAGUUUUUACCUGCCUGCAACUACUGUUUUAUGUUUGAAUCUUUCUAAAAAUGUGAAGUAAAACCCUGUAUCAUAGCUGGGGAGCUCCAGCUCUCUUUUCCAAUGUAAUUACUAUCAAAGUUUGACACUACUCAUUUGACCUUCCCUAACCUUGACAAAAGUGAAAAUGAGAACCUUUUUGUAUGCAAAGAAGAGUUAAAUUCCAUUUGGUCAAAUCUCUGCAUAUAAAACUUGGAUGGAAAAAAAAAAUGUGCUUCUAAAUUCUUGAAUUGCUUUUUCAAAAGAGGGUGUAGGACCAAAGUAAUGUAGCAGCACUGUCAGAGAACACUCCACAACACCUUACUUAUUUCUAUUACCAUGAGCCUGUACUUGAAGAAAAACUGUGAAAUAUAAAAUGUCUGCACAGGGGCCUGGUUGUACUUGUCACUCUCACUGUGUAUAUUGGGUUGAUAGGGUUUUUUCCCUCUAUUUUUAACAUGGGAACAAGAGCACAUUGUCCAUUUAUUUAGUGCUGUUUGGUAAUAAUUUCACUGUCUGUGAAAUUAUUUCAGGUAAUGUUUGAUUCUUUGGAAUAUUUACAUAUCUAUUAAAAUAUUUGAUCAGGAUAAAGCAUUUCAUGUGAUUCUUAAGCAAAAAAUAAUUGAUCUAAAAAUUCAACAGGAGAAAUAUUUUUGUAUGUUGUUUUGGCAUUUAAUGGGGAAAAACCAAGUUUGUGGCACUGGCCAUUUCAGCUGAAAUAUUCAAGACAGGUAAUUAAUUAGUGCUUCUUUCCAAGCCUUUGGGACAAUUGUUCAUAGUGUGCCUGAUGUCUCUGAAGGUCUAGUUCCCCUUCACUUUUCUUGGGAUGGUCUUGAAAUGGAUGAUUUUGUGGUAAGACAUGAAAAGCAAGACUACUUUUCUCAGAAAAGCUGCUGGUAAAAGAAAGAUAUGACAGCAGAAGGGCUUGGGGACAAAAGGUAGAUUCUGUUUGGUGGCAUGCUGAACUGGCCACAGUUCAUUUUUUUUUACUGUGUUGUGAUGGUUUUUAUUUUAGGAGUAAAAAUACUUUUAAAUUUGCAAAGCUUUAUAGUUGAUAGCAAAAAUUACUUGUUCUUGGUACAAAAACCUGUUAUAAUCUAUGUACUCCAAUCAGCUAAAACUGUAAUAAAAAUGCUCAAAAGCUA
Vidua chalybeata is the source of this 3886-nucleotide messenger RNA. It is a transcript of the gene SEPTIN2, whose product is annotated as septin 2. NCBI's taxonomy places the organism in Eukaryota, Metazoa, Chordata, Aves, Passeriformes, Viduidae. Gene Ontology annotation, biological process: cytoskeleton-dependent cytokinesis; regulation of exocytosis; cilium assembly. Gene Ontology annotation, molecular function: molecular adaptor activity; GTP binding; GTPase activity. Bases 134 to 1258 code for a protein of 374 amino acids. The transcript is spliced from 13 exons. The record is from RefSeq and is a predicted model, not a curated record. Gene Ontology annotation, cellular component: septin complex; microtubule cytoskeleton; synaptic vesicle.